AUGUCCAACUCCGAGCUUGCCGCUUCUUACGCCGCUCUCAUCCUUGCCGAUGAUGGCAUCGAGAUCACUGCCGAUAAGCUCAACACCCUGAUCAAGGCCGCUGGUGUCGCUGAUAUCGAACCCAUCUGGGCUACUCUUUUCGCAAAGGCCCUCGAAGGCAAGGAUGUUAAGGACCUUCUUCUGAACGUCGGUUCAGGAGGUGGUGCCGCUGCUCCCGCCGCUGGUGGCGCCGCCCCUGCUGCCGGUGGUGCUGCCGUUGAGGAAGCCAAGCCCGAAGAGAAGGAAGAGGAGAAGGAAGAGUCCGACGACGACAUGGGAUUCGGUCUGUUCGACUAA
Messenger RNA from Exophiala bonariae, 336 nucleotides. RefSeq lists its product as uncharacterized. Gene Ontology annotation, molecular function: structural constituent of ribosome; protein kinase activator activity; ribonucleoprotein complex binding. The record is from RefSeq and is a predicted model, not a curated record. Gene Ontology annotation, cellular component: cytosolic large ribosomal subunit; ribosome. NCBI's taxonomy places the organism in Eukaryota, Fungi, Ascomycota, Eurotiomycetes, Chaetothyriales, Herpotrichiellaceae. The coding region runs from base 1 to 336 and encodes 111 amino acids. The transcript is spliced from 3 exons. Gene Ontology annotation, biological process: translational elongation; cytoplasmic translation.